AACUUACUCAUUUCUUCAUCGCUCAUUUGAAUUAUCAAUUUAUCAUGAUCACCGGUUUCUCGUAGAAAAGAGAAUUAUUAUAUAUUAUUAUUAUUAUUUUAAUUAAAUAAUAUUAUUAUUAAUAUUAUGAAGGAAGAGUUUGUUGUGCAAGAAGAGUACGUUUCAGGAGAAGAGAGGAAUCUGACGGUGCUGAAAACUUCACGGUUCUUCGCUGGCGAUGGCUUCACCGUCUACGAUUGCAAGGGCCAACUCGUUUUCCGAGUUGACUCUUACGGUCCUGAUGCACGUGACAAGGAUGAGCUCGUCCUCAUGGAUCCACAAGGUCGAUGUCUUCUCACCGUAAAACGAAAGAGGCCGAGUCUUCAUCAACGAUGGGAAGGUUUCAAAGGAGAAAGAAUCGACGGCGAUAAAGCAUUGUUAAGUAUGAAGAGAACAUCUUUAAUCGGACGCUCACGAGCGAGUGUUAUAGUGGAGGUAUACGAUAAGCCCGGUGUGGAGUAUCACAUCGAAGGGUGCUUUUCGCAGCGAUGUUGCAAGAUCUAUAACGCAGCGAAGAAAUUAAUGGCUGAGAUUCGUCGAAAGGUGGACUCCACGACAAGUGUUAUGCUUGGGAAAGAAGUCUUCUCGCUUUGCGUGAAGCCUGGAUUUGAUGGUGCACUUGCCAUGGGAUUGGUCUUGGUCCUUGAUCAGAUCAACGGGACUGAUGAAAUACAACUUCAGAGAUUCAACCACUAUUUUUUAAAUGUUAGGAAUGAAAUUGAACGACAAUUACAAUCUCAAUGUCUAAAUUGGGCUUUAUUCCCAUUUUCAAGUGACUUCAAUUAAAUCAAUAAUAUAGUUUACGUUGUGUUUUUUUUCAUUGGUAUCCUGAUAAUAUAAAUGUAUAUUUAGAAUUUGAUUUGUGCUUUAGUUAAAUAAAUUGUUGUCUCCCCUUUUAUCUCCUUUUCCUCCCCAGGUACAAAAAGUUUGGAUGACAUAUGAAGGAGCUUGUGAGAGGAGAUAUA
Molecule: messenger RNA, 1004 nt
Organism: Arachis stenosperma
Lineage: Eukaryota; Viridiplantae; Streptophyta; Magnoliopsida; Fabales; Fabaceae
Product: protein LURP-one-related 12-like
Exons: 3
Coding region: 127-825 (232 amino acids)
Source: RefSeq, a predicted model, not a curated record